Molecule: messenger RNA, 2399 nt
Organism: Vespula pensylvanica (western yellowjacket)
Lineage: Eukaryota; Metazoa; Arthropoda; Insecta; Hymenoptera; Vespidae
Gene: Upf3
Product: regulator of nonsense transcripts 3A-like
Exons: 6
Coding region: 221-2056 (611 amino acids)
Biological process (GO): positive regulation of translation; nuclear-transcribed mRNA catabolic process, nonsense-mediated decay
Cellular component (GO): cytoplasm; nucleolus
Molecular function (GO): mRNA binding
Source: RefSeq, a predicted model, not a curated record
UUCAAGUACUCCUGAACUUUUCGAGUCAUUCGGUUGAAGCUUUAGCAAUUAAGGCUGAUAAUAAAUAAUCAAGAUGGCAGUGAAAGCAUUGUAAACGCUAACGUGUGUUCUAAAUGUCUUAAAGAAAAUUUUAUAUCCGCAAUAUUUUACUGAUUAAAGUAACACGAAUGAAUAUUAAUAAUACUUGACUUUUUCUGAAUUUGAACAAUAUAAAAGCACAAUGACUGAGGAGACACAGCAACCUGAAACACCCGUGCAAAAUGAAGCACAGGCUAGUUCUCCGGAUGUUGGUAAACUCAGAGAUAACAAGAAAGAGAAAUGCCGGCCUAUGACUAAGGUAGUGAUUCGUCGACUUCCACCAACAAUGACUCAAGACCAAUUCAUUGAGCAAAUUUCUCCUUUGCCUGAACAUGACUAUUUGUACUUCGUUAAAGCUGAUAUGUCACUUGGUCAAUUUGCAUUUUCCCGUGCUUAUAUUAACUUUAUGGAUCAACAAGAUAUAUUUAUGUUCAGAGAAAAAUUUGAUAAUUAUGUAUUUGUUGACUCUAAAGGCACCGAGUAUCCAGCUGUAGUAGAAUUUGCACCUUUUCAAAGAUUACCAAAAAAAAGAAUUGGAAAGAAAAAAGAUUUAAAAUGUGGUACUGUGGAGUCAGAUACAUAUUAUAUAAGUUUCUUAGAAAGUCUUAAAAAUCAAGAAACUGAUUCAACUAUUGCUCAACCAAAAACAGAAUAUUCGUAUCAGCCAGCAGAUAAUACAUUAAAAAAAGUUACAACAACACCUCUUUUGGAGUAUUUAAAACAACGUAAACAAGAAAAGCAACGUCUCAGAGAUGAAAAACGUGAAGAGAGGAGAAGGCGUGACUUGGAAAGACGGAGAACUAAAGAAGAUCCAAUUAUAUCUAAGGUGCUUAAGAAUCCUGACUUGGAUAAAGAAACAAACAAGGACAAUAAAGAAAAUAAAGAUGAAAGAGAUAAAGCAUCACCGAAGGAUUUAAAAAAUCGCAACAAAAGGGACGAAAAAUUGCGUGAAAAAGUACCACGAGAUAGAGAUUUGAAACCUUUAACAAAAGGAUAUAGAGAAAGAAUGGAUGAUAGAAAUAAGGACAGAGAUAUAAAGCAUCAAAGAAGACAUGAAGAUAAAAAACUUUAUGGAAGACGAGAUGAUAGAGACUUCCUUAAAGAAGACAGAAAAAAUGAUGUCAGAGAUGAUAGAAAAUACGAUAUUAAAGAAGAUCUCAAAGAAUGUAAAGAACGAAGGAUUGAAGAAAAAAGAGGUAAAAGCUAUGAAAAAAUGAGGCUUGAAAAAAAAAGAUUAGCAGAAACUAAAAGACAUAAUGUGGAGCUCAAUAUUGAUAAUAUCAAUGUUACAUGCAUAAUGAAAGAAAACCAAGAUGCUUCUCCAGAAUUUACAGAAGAAGGAUUAAUUUCUUCUAUCUCUAAAGGAAUAAUGGAAUCUGUAAAUGAAAAAAAUAAUGGAAAGAACAGUGGAAACGUUAAAUUAAAUGAAAAUGAACAAGAUAUUGAAUCUGUAUUAGAUCAAAAUAAGGAUACAGAAACUAGUAUUCGAAAUGAAAAGGAUGCAACUGAAAAAUCAAGAUCUAAUGAACAUAUUAAUAGAGAAACUGGUAUUGAAACUGAGUCUGAUGAAAAAAAAGAAUCAAAAGUUGUAAAAAGACGUAGUUCUCUAGAAAGUGGUGGUGAAGGAGGUACAGGGGACAAUAAUUGCUUGAGACGUCAUAAGUCUUUAGAUGGUGAUGGACAAAGUAAUUUACAAAAAUCUGAAAAUGAAGAUAAGGAAAAAGAUAAAAAAGAUCCACGAUUAGAACGUAGAAUUCGAAACAAGGAUCGACCUGCCAUGGAAAUUUAUAGACCAGGCAUGGGAAAAUUUAGUAAGCAGCGAUUAGAACGGGAAAAAUCAACUAACGAUGAUCGAGCUUCCCUUUCACAGAGUCCAACUCCAAAUACUACAACUUCUGCUGUUUCUAAAUCUGCUAAAUCUGGAGCAGAAGUUCGUUCUAUGACAUUUAAACGUAGUGUUAGCCGUGAUAUUUCAUAACAUGUACUGAGCUACAUUUAUUAAUAUGUACGAUCUAUAUUGUAAACAAAUAGCAUAUAUUUUACAAAUAGCCAGAUCAGGAUAAUAUCAUGUUUCAAUUCCAUGUUCCUUCACAUUUCAUACUUGUAUAUUCAAUCCCAUGAUAUCAAAUGCAUAAAUAAUUUAUUUCUUACAUCACUUAAUAUAAUUUCUCAGGAAUUUUAAGUCAUUUAAUAAUAUGGAUUUAAUAUAAGUCAUGAUAAUAGAGGGUUAAUUCGUCUCAUAUGCAAAUGUAAUUUCGUUUCAUUGAUAAGUUAUAUUGUUUACUUCUUCAUUUUUUUUACGAAUAUUAUAAAAAGGUACU